AUGCUCUCUGAUAUCUCUGUAAUCCUCUCCCAGCGGCAGGAGAUGGACGGCCCCCGGGAACAGAGGCUGUGUGGGAAAUGGCCUCUCGGUGACAACAUGAGGGAUAUGUUUACAUGGCGGCUGCUGCGGACCAUAGUGAUGGGGCAGGUGCUGUCGCUCCUGAUCUGUGGCACUGCAGUCAGCUGUCAGUAUCUGGCUGAUGCGAAGGUGGACACGCCGAUGCUGCAGAGCUUCCUCAACUACACCCUGCUCCUGCUAGCCUACAGCAGCGUCCUCAGCACACGAAAAGGAGAGAAAAACCUGCUGCAGGUGUUCAAGUCUAACUGGUGGAAGUACGUGGUGAUGGGAGUGGCCGACGUGGAGGCCAACUACACCGUGGUCAAAGCCUACCAGUUCACCACACUGACCAGUAUCCAGCUGCUGGACUGCUUCGUGAUCCCCGUCCUCAUGCUACUCUCCUGGUUCUUCCUGAAGACCCGCUACAGACCGGUGCACCUGGCUGCGGUGGUGGUGUGUCUGCUGGGGGUGGGGGCCAUGGUGGGGGCCGACAUCCUGGCAGGAAGAGACCAAGGAUCAACGGAGGCCGUGGUGCUCGGGGACGUUCUGGUCCUCCUCAGUGCGCUGCUGUAUGCGGUGUCUAAUGUGUGCCAGGAGGACACGGUGAAGAGGCUGAGCAGGGUGGAGUUCCUGGGCAUGAUGGGGCUGGUGGGGACCCUCAUCAGCGGAGUCCAGCUGGCUGUUCUGGAGACCAGGGCCGUGGCGGCGGUCAGCUGGGACGUGCACAUCGCAGUGAAGCAGGAGGUGAUGGAGGUGAAGCAGGAGGUGAUGGAGGUGAAGCAGGACGUGAAGCUGGAGAAAUUAUGA
This is a messenger RNA of Knipowitschia caucasica, 864 nucleotides long. Lineage: Eukaryota; Metazoa; Chordata; Actinopteri; Gobiiformes; Gobiidae. The record is from the annotation of a GenBank genome assembly.